Molecule: messenger RNA, 545 nt
Organism: Drosophila mauritiana
Lineage: Eukaryota; Metazoa; Arthropoda; Insecta; Diptera; Drosophilidae
Exons: 2
Coding region: 69-314 (81 amino acids)
Source: RefSeq, a predicted model, not a curated record
UGUCACACAGUGUGUAGAAGUGUAUAAACGUUAGCAAAGUCUCUGUGUCUCGAUUUCGGUCAAACAAAAUGCCCCGUCGAGUACUGGAAACCUACGGAUUUGAACCAGCCAAGCAGCCAUGUCUUCGCAAGUCAAAAUUGGAACCCAAAGGUAAAUGCGGCGCUGCCAUCAAGAAACAGCCGAAGGAGCAACCUGUUGAGCAGAAGAACCCGCUGCACUUCCUCCACCAGAAUACCGAUGGGGAACUCGUCGUGCAUUGGACUCGUAUUAGUGGAAGUACUCAGUCUCCCAUCAAGUUGUUGCCUCCUUGGUAGUUGUGUGUAUCGCGCAUAAGUAUUCUGUUUACCAUGCUCUUUCGCAAUCAUGGUCGUAUUAAUAUUUGCAAGUCCAAAAUUAAAAACAAAAGCAUAGAUUUUUAAUUUUCACCUACGUGGUCAGUAAUACACAACCAUUUUGAUAUUUAGCUGAUCAGCAGUCUUAGGUUAGCUAAGCUGUGGCUUGCUCUAUUUUUAGCAAAAAUAAAUAUGUUUGUUACCUUUCGGGAA